AUGCGGUCGAAGUUCAAGGACGAGCAUCCCUUCGAGAAGCGCAAGGCAGAGGCUGAGCGUAUUCGCCAGAAGUACGCAGACCGUAUCCCGGUAAUCUGCGAGAAGGUUGAGAAAUCAGACAUCGCCACCAUCGACAAGAAGAAGUACCUCGUACCCGCGGACCUCACUGUCGGUCAGUUUGUCUAUGUCAUCCGCAAGCGCAUCAAGCUUUCUCCCGAGAAGGCCAUCUUCAUCUUCGUUGAUGAAGUCCUCCCACCCACUGCUGCACUUAUGAGCAGUAUCUACGAAGAACACAAGGAUGAGGAUGGCUUCUUAUAUAUCACAUACUCUGGCGAGAACACUUUUGGAGAUUGCUGA
This is a messenger RNA of Aspergillus clavatus NRRL 1, 357 nucleotides long. RefSeq names its product autophagy-related protein 8. The record is from RefSeq and is a predicted model, not a curated record. Gene Ontology annotation, molecular function: phosphatidylethanolamine binding. Gene Ontology annotation, cellular component: fungal-type vacuole membrane; autophagosome; cytosol. Lineage: Eukaryota; Fungi; Ascomycota; Eurotiomycetes; Eurotiales; Aspergillaceae. Bases 1 to 357 code for a protein of 118 amino acids. Gene Ontology annotation, biological process: cellular response to nitrogen starvation; macroautophagy. The transcript is spliced from 3 exons.